Messenger RNA from Candidozyma auris, 291 nucleotides. RefSeq lists its product as uncharacterized. The transcript has a single exon. The record is from RefSeq and is a predicted model, not a curated record. The coding region runs from base 1 to 291 and encodes 96 amino acids. Gene Ontology annotation, biological process: poly(A)+ mRNA export from nucleus; regulation of transcription by RNA polymerase II; positive regulation of DNA-templated transcription. NCBI's taxonomy places the organism in Eukaryota, Fungi, Ascomycota, Pichiomycetes, Serinales, Metschnikowiaceae. Gene Ontology annotation, cellular component: DUBm complex; SAGA complex; nuclear pore. Gene Ontology annotation, molecular function: chromatin binding; transcription coactivator activity.
AUGGUCGACGAUACAGAUGCUAUCAAGGCAAAAAUUCAGGACCAUUUGGUCUCUCUGGGCAACUACGAGAUCAUUUCCAAGCACCUCAAGCUCAAGUUGUACGAGAGUGGUUGGUUCGACGAGGUGUCUCAAAUUGCAAGCAGAGAGCUUCAGAAGCUGGAGCUGGAGGGAUCCAAUUUCGAGAGUCUUUAUGAGUUUUUAAGGCCAAAAGCAGAAGAAAAGGUGCCAGAUUCAGUCAAGGAAGAUGUCUUGGAGAAAAUCAAGCAGUACCUAGAUGAUGCGAUUCAGUAG